AUUUUGCUAGGUUUGUUUACAUUAAGUUUGUAUACGGCUCUUCAGUUGGCCGUAGUCGGAAGUGCCAAGAAGACGAUGGCGGAGAACGCAUCUCUGAGCGACACACCAACCAUUGGCGUUUUGUGCAUCGAUAUUGCCACCAAACUGCAGCACAAUUUCGGUAGGAAGUACUAUAGCUAUAUAGCCGCGUCCUAUGUCAAAUUUCUGGAGGCAUCCGGUGCCCAUGUGGUGCCCAUUUGGACCGGUAAGGAACGAGCUUACUAUGAAUCGAUGAUGGGACAGAUAAAUGGCAUCCUUUUGCCCGGGGGAGCGGUUUUCAUCGACGAGGCUGAUAGGCAAACCCGUCCGGAUCUGACCAGCGAUUGUGUGAGGAGUGCCGAGCACAUUUACCAACUGGCCAUGGAGCGAAAUCAACGGGCGAGAAGGCAGGAUGAUGCCGGUGGAUACUUCCCCAUUUGGGGAACUUGUCUGGGCUUCCAGUUGCUCCUCGUCCAUGCCGCCGAAGAGCCCAAGAUUCGCACCGAUUGCCAGCCCAUGAGGCAGGCCAUGCCCAUUAAACUAACUGAGGACUACCAGGAAUCCAAAUUGUUUGAGAAUUUAGGGGAUUCCGCGGCCAGGGAGAUGGAAAAUCAUCCCUUUGCCUGUCACCAACAUCGCUAUUGUAUUACCAAAGAGAGUUUGGAGACCUGUGGGCUUGCCAAGGACUGGCAUCCUCUGGCCACUCAGAAGGAUUCUGCGGGACUGGAAUUCAUCACGAUUGUCGAGCACCGGCGGUUUCCCAUUUUUGGUUGCCAGUUUCAUCCGGAACGCGCUGCCUUCGAGCAGCUUAUUACCUCAAAGGAUCUCUGCCACUUGGCACAUUCUUAUUCGGGAAUCCAGUUGUCCCAGAUAUUCAGUAGUCGAUUUGUGGACAUCUGUCGUAGGAACAGAAAUCGAUUUGAUAGCCCGAAAGUAAAGCUGCGCCACCUCAUCUGGAACUGGCAGCCCGUUUUCUCGGGUCAAUUCGGGGACUCCAACUGGCUGCAGUGCUAUCUUUUUGAGAAGGACGUGGACUAUCCGGAAGUUUCCAAGGAUGCUGUGCAAUGUGCGGAUGCCAACCGCAAUGAUGGAUUGUGAUAGCCACAAGCUGUGAAUCAAAAUCUCGAUUUAUUUUAUAUGUUUAGUACUCAAAUAUGUAUCUUAUUUUACUCAGGCCAUUAACAGUAUUUAAAGCAAUA
This is a messenger RNA of Drosophila suzukii, 1217 nucleotides long. RefSeq names its product lethal (3) 72Dr (gene l(3)72Dr). The record is from RefSeq and is a predicted model, not a curated record. Lineage: Eukaryota; Metazoa; Arthropoda; Insecta; Diptera; Drosophilidae. Gene Ontology annotation, molecular function: gamma-glutamyl-peptidase activity. Gene Ontology annotation, biological process: tetrahydrofolylpolyglutamate metabolic process. Gene Ontology annotation, cellular component: vacuole.